Lycium ferocissimum is the source of this 3350-nucleotide messenger RNA. Its product is annotated as probable disease resistance protein At5g66900. The transcript is spliced from 5 exons. Gene Ontology annotation, biological process: defense response to fungus. Gene Ontology annotation, molecular function: ADP binding. Bases 210 to 2699 code for a protein of 829 amino acids. NCBI's taxonomy places the organism in Eukaryota, Viridiplantae, Streptophyta, Magnoliopsida, Solanales, Solanaceae. The record is from RefSeq and is a predicted model, not a curated record.
AGUACUUUAGUGCACACUCUCUUCACCAAGACUUAACCAGAUUAAGCCACUUCGCAGUUCAGCCGGGGGGCGGAGCUAGGUUGGGCCGAGGGUUCAUCCGAACCUAAAAAUUACACUAGUUAAAAUUAUUUUUGACUUCUUCGUGUGUUUACAACUUGAUAUUUUUGAACCUCUUCCUAAAAAUCCUAGCUCCCCCGCUAAGUUCAGCAAUGGCCGCGAGUCUCGUGGGAGGAGCUGCUCUUGGUCCAGUCUUUGACAUACUAUACAAAGCAGUUUUUGAUGUUGCCAGAAACAUCGCCACUUUCCGUUCCAAAUUCGUCAGCUUGAAGGAGACAUUACAUGGUCUCGCACCAGUAUUCUCGGACAUUGAAACGCUAAGCAAAGCCUUAGACGGGAAAGACGUACAAAUAGAAAUGUUCAGGAACCUGCUCGUGAAAGGUGAAGAGCUAGUUCACAAGUGUUCCAAGACUAAAUGCUACGACGCCUUUAAAAGAUUGAACUACUCCAGGAAACUGACCAAGUUGGAAAAUUCACUGGUGAAGCUCUGCCAGUUUCAUGGUUUAAUUCAGGUUUGUUGGGAUACUAAAAAGAUUCUGGUUGAGUGUAAAAAACAUGAUAAGAAAUUGGACGAGGUUCACUCGAUGAUGAGAAAUAUGUCGUUGAUGGGGUCGGGUAGUAGUGUUGGCAGCUCAAAUGGAAAUGGGUUUACAGGAUGGUCUGAUGUGCCCCAAGUUCCUGAUUCUGUGUUUGGAUUUGAAGUGCCACUUCAAGAAUUGAAAUUGAAGCUGCUUGAUGAGAAAGAUCAAGUGGUGGUUCUUUCUGCUCCUGCUGGCUGUGGUAAGACUACUUUGGCAGCUAUGGUUUGUCAACAGGAUGAUAUCAAAGCCAAAUACAGGGGGGGCAUCUUUUUUGUCACUGUUACAAAAACACCAAACAUCAAGCGCAUUGUUGCGGAAGUUUUUGAGACGAAAGACUGUAAGGUGCCAGAGUUUGCAUCUGAGGAAGUUUCAAUCAACCAACUCAAGAACCUCCUUAGGAGAAGUACAUCUCAACCUGUAUUGCUGGUGCUGGAUGAUGUUUGGUCUGAAUCAGAGUUCGUCAUCGAGAAACUUAGAUUUCAGAUACCUGGAUUUAAGGUUUUGGUCACUUCGAGAGUUGUGCUUCCAAAAUUUUAUACAUAUAAAUUAGAUCUUUUGAGAGAGAACCAUGCAAAUGCUCUCUUCUGCGCUUCUGCUUUUAAAGAUAGCACCCCUAAUGUGCCACUUGAUCUUGUUCAUAAGGUGGUGAGCAGUUGUGGCGGUUUUCCACUGGCUCUAAGAGUUGUAGGCCGUUCAUUGUGUGGCCAGCCUGAGGUGAUAUGGUUUAACAGAGUAAUGAUGCAGUCUAAAAGACAAAUUCUCUUCCCUACUGAGAAUGAUCUGCUUCGUUCUUUGCAAGCCAGCAUUGAUGCCUUGGAUGAAAACGUUCAUUGCAACAGAUUAAGAGACUGCUACCUGGAUUUAGGAUCAUUUCCUGAAGAUCAAAGAAUUCAUCCUGCUGCUCUUUUGGAUAUGUGGGUGGAACGAUACAAUCUUGAUGAAGAUGGCAUGAAAGCGAUGGCCAUCUUCUUUGAACUUUCUUCACAAAACCUGGUUAAUCUCGCCCUUGCAAGAAAGGAUGCACCAGCAGUUGUUGGCUUACAUAACUUGGAUUACAUACAGCAGCAUGAUAUGCUGAGAGAACUGGUCAUCCACCAGUGUGAUGAGAAGCCGGUAGAAGAGAGAACGAGAAUAUAUAUCAACAUCAAGGGGAAUGACUUUCCUAGGUGGUGGUUUGACCAAAUAUUUCAACCGCUUCAAGCAGAGGUUUUGUCUAUAAUCUCAGAUGAAUCUUUCUCCUCCGAGUGGUAUGACGUGAAAUUUCCUAAAGUUGAAGUCCUUGUAUUAAACUUUGAAACAAGGACCUAUAACUUACCCCCUUUUAUAAAGCAAAUGAACCAAUUGAAGACUCUGAUUGUGACAAAUAAUGGUUUCUUCUCAGCCAAAUUGAAUAACUUUCAGUUUUGUUCUCUGCUCAAUCUUAAGAGAAUUAACCUGGAACGCAUCUCUGUUACAUCCAUUUUCACAGCCAAUUUGCAGCUACCAAAUUUGCUCAAAAUCUCCCUGAUCAUGUGUGAAAUCGGGGAGGCAUUUGAAAACUCUGCUUCCACAAUGCCUUACAUGUGGCCAAAACUCGUAGAGAUUAAUAUCGAGUACUGCAACGAUUUAGUUGAAGUACCAGCUGAAAUAUGUGAUCUUGUUGAUCUUAAAAGGCUCAGCAUCUGUUAUUGUGAUGAACUGGUUGCCCUUCCCAUAGAGCUUGGGAAGUUGACAAAUUUGGAAGUACUAAGGCUUCAUUCUUGCACAAAAUUAGCUAAGUUGCCAGAGUCGGUAGUAAGGCUUAAUAAAUUGGAAUUUCUUGAUGUAUAUGAUUGUGUGAAUAUGGAUUGCUUGCCAACGGAUUUGGAUCAACUAUGUUCUUUAAGGACCUUCUGCAUGGGAAGCCGCGUGGGUUUUAAGCCCAAUUCUGUGCUAAAACUAGUGCAGUUGAAAGAUGUAGUAUGUGAUGAAGAAACAGCUGCUUUAUGGGAAUCUUUUAAGGAAGAUCUGGGGAAUCUGAGAAUCACUGUGAUAAAGGAAGACAUCAAUUUGAAUUUGCUGCAUAAAUCAUUAUUUUUCUGAUUUCAAGUAAGAUGCUGUUAGAGAACUUACCUUGGUGGAACUCAAGUAUGGAUGGAUGGUACAAAGCAAACACUGGAAUAACUUGAUCAACAGCUACAAUCGAGGGAAGUUUCUUGAGGCAACUUCGACUAGAACAAAAUGAGCUGAACUGGUAGCCAUGGGUGAAGCUAUAACUGUUGCAUCUGUUCUAUAUAUCCCAACGCAUAAGGACUUUCUCCAAUAUUACUGUCAGUGAAUUUUGAAAGAUGCAGCUCAAGAUUGAUCAUUUCACUUCAUACGUCUGUCAGGAAUUGACAUCUUAUUAGGAGCUGACGUUAGAGUUGGAAUGCAGAAAAGCUAAUAGUGCAGUAGACUAAUGCAAGUUUGAACUUUGGUAGGCUCAUAACGAACCUAGUACAUUGAUUUUAUGGAAGGACCAUCCAUUUACAUCCUUAAAUUUGGAUAGGGCUUUGGACCCUGACCCUGAUGUAUUCCUUUUUAUGCAUGUAAAAGCAAAAUCCAUAGUAAUAUAGAAAGCUUCUUUGUCAAAAGGAAGAUAGAACUCAUUAGCAAAGAACCUUCUUGGGGCUAAUUUCUUGCUGUAUUUGAUAGUAUGUUAUGGAUUAUUUGCCAAGAGUGGUUAUCCUUACGUAAUAUGAAAUGGGUUAUUUU